Molecule: messenger RNA, 534 nt
Organism: Amaranthus tricolor (Joseph's coat)
Lineage: Eukaryota; Viridiplantae; Streptophyta; Magnoliopsida; Caryophyllales; Amaranthaceae
Exons: 7
Coding region: 1-534 (177 amino acids)
Source: RefSeq, a predicted model, not a curated record
AUGAUUAUACUUAAUUCUGGAAAUAAUUUUUGUCAUAAAAAUGUUGAUGUUGUUGUUAUUAUUGGUAGUGGCGGUGUUGCUGUUGUUGCGGUGGUUGUCGUUGUUCCUGUUGUUGUUGUUGUUAUUGUUGUGGUUGGUGUUGUUGUUACAAUUGUUGUUAUUUGCUAUUUUGUUACUGCUUUUGUUGUUGUUGCCGUUGUUAUUGUUGUUGUUGUUGGUGUUGUCGUAGAUGCUUUUAUUACUGCUAUUGUUGUUGUUGAUGCUACUCUUUGCAUUGUUGUUGUUGCUACUGUUGCUGUUGUUAUUGCUAUUGAUGCUACUUUUGUUGUUGUUGUUUUUUUUGUUGUUGCUGCUGUGGCUACUGAUGUUGUUGCUGUUGCUUUUGAUAUUGUUGUUCUUGCUGUUGUUGCAUCUGUUGCUAUUAUUGCUAUUACUUUUGCUACUGUUUUUGUUCCUGUUGCUCUUGUUGUAGUUGCUGCGACUACUGUUGAUGUUGUUGUUCUUGUUUUGCUGCUGUUGUUGCUGCUAUCGUAG